AACCUCAAUAUAUAUUCGGAACUGCAUUUUGGAAACAUCGUUCUGAAACAGGAGAGUAGAGGCUCAAAAUAUUUCGUUACAUUCUGUGAUUAAGAAAAGUUUUUGUGGGUAAAUAAAAGCUAGGCAUAUAUAUAUGUGCCAGUCCUCAUAAAUAGGUUCUUAAAGACAAUCUCAUCUGCGUCUUCGUUGCUUCUCAUGGAUUUCCACACACACGAAUCUUCAUUGUAGGAACUGUACAACUUUACUUGGAAGUAACUAAAAGGCAACUCGGAGAAGUGAGGACAUACACAAUCUUCUCGGCUUAAAUGAAAUCAAUGUUGCGAGAUUGGUUUAUCAUGUUCUUAGUUUAUUGAAGUGAGUAAAGAACACCUGCAACCAUUUGUAGAAUAUUGUCAAGAGUUUCUGGAUAACUGUAAUACCUGUGAGCGAUGGCGCGAUCGAGGAAAGCCUCAGACGAGGCAAACCAAGGCACUUCUCUCAAGGAUCUCACCAACAACAAUGCAGCAGUUCGUCUUACCCGCCAGGUCACUCUGUUAGAUAGCAUAUCCCUGAUCGUUGGAAUGAUCAUAGGGUCCGGUAUCUUCAUCUCUCCCAUAAGCGUCCUCGAAAACUCUGGAGGGAUCGGUUGGUCUCUCCUUGUCUGGGCCCUCUGUGGCAUCAUCUCCAUGCUAGGAGCGCUGAGUUACGCUGAGCUCGGUACGACCUUCCCCGUAUCUGGAGGGGACUUCUCCUACCUCCUGGAAGCGUAUGGCCCGAUCCCGGCCUUCCUAAGGCUCUGGACCAGCGUGGUGUCCAUCAGAACCGCAUCUGCCGCUGUCUUGUCCUUGACGUGUGCAACGUACAUUCUUCUUCCGUUUUACCCAAACUGUGAAGUUUCACCCGUUGUGCUGCGACUUGUAUCGGCCUGUAUUCUUUGUUGCAUCUUCUUCGUGAACAGCGUUAGUGUCCCCCUUAGUCGAAAUAUACAAGUUUUAUUCACCGCGGCAAAGCUUCUUGGUUUAGCUGUCAUUGUUGUCUCAGGCAUGAUCCAGUUAGCUAAUGGUGAGACAUCCAAUUUUGCAAACGCCUUCGACACUUCUGAAUUUGAUUUUAAAAAAUUUCCCCUCGCCAUUUAUUCCGGACUCUUCGCCUACUCUGGAUGGUAA
Molecule: messenger RNA, 1145 nt
Organism: Lytechinus variegatus (green sea urchin)
Lineage: Eukaryota; Metazoa; Echinodermata; Echinoidea; Temnopleuroida; Toxopneustidae
Product: cystine/glutamate transporter-like
Exons: 3
Coding region: 429-1145 (238 amino acids)
Biological process (GO): amino acid transmembrane transport
Cellular component (GO): membrane
Molecular function (GO): L-amino acid transmembrane transporter activity
Source: RefSeq, a predicted model, not a curated record